AUGACUGAACAUAGCUUCUACGCAGUAGGGCAUGGAAAGAAACCCGGCGUAUAUGAGCAAUGGGCAGAAGUGCAGGAGCAGGCCUUUCGAUUUCAUUUGCAGAUUAAAGACUUUCCUCAACCAGUUUAUAAGAAAUUUGCUACUAAAGAAGAAGCAGAAGAAUAUGUUAAAGCUCGAAGACCAGAGAAGAUUUCACUAGAAGUGGAUGAGAAAGCUGAUAAAUUUUACGCAGUUGCUCGAGGAAAAGUUGUGGGAAUAUUUACAGAUUAUAAUGAUGUUAAGAAUCAUAUAGCGGGCUAUCCGCAGCCACUGUAUAAGAAAUUCGAAAAAUUGGAUGAUGCAAAAGCAUAUUACAGUAAAUAUUCGAGUGAAGAAGAAAACGGUAAUAUACAAGAAUCAAAAGCACAUAAUACAGCAGCGAAUAACAAUGAGGAAGAAAUAAAAGUGACAGAAAAAACGGAACAAGCCGAUGAAGAAGAGUCAGUAUUCUACGCAGUUGCUCAUGGACACAAAACUGGCAUAUUCAAAACUUUGGAAGAAUUCAAAGAAGCAACAAAAGAUUUUGAAAAUGCCAAGUUUCAAAAGUUUGAUAGUGAAGAAGAUGCCAAAUUAUUUGUCAUGAGCGAGAAAGUUAAUAAUUCAGAAGAUCGCAAACGACCACAUAGCCCAGAUAAUGCACCAGAUGGUGUUGAGGAGAAAUCAGCGAAAACAGAUGUCAAAACAUCGCAUUCAAAGAAAAGUGGUUUUUACGCCGUUGCUCGUGGUAGAAAGCCGGGAGUAUAUGAAAGAUGGUUUGAGUGUGCAAAGCAGGUAAAAGGUUUUCAGAAUGCGAAAUACAAAAAAUUUGCAACGAAGAAUGAAGCACUUGCUUUUAUGCUUCAAAAUAGCGGUCGUAAAUCUUUAGAGCUAAACUCCAGAGAACAGAAGCAGUGGGAAGGAGUUCCAAUAGUAUACACAGAUGGUGCUUGUUCUUUUAAUGGUCAUGCUGGUGCUGUUGCAGGGAUUGGAGUUUAUUGGGGUGAAAAUCAUGUUGACAACAUUUCUGAACCUCUACAAAAUGGACUACCAACAAAUAACAGAGCCGAGCUUACAGCUGUAAUCAGAGCAGUACAAAUGGCAGUGCAGCGAAACUACCAAAGGAUUAUUGUUCGUACUGACUCCAAUCUUCUCAUUCAAACUGUAAACACAUGGAUACAUCGUUGGAAACAGAAUGGUUGGAAAACUGCAAAUGGUAGCGACGUCAAGAACAAAGAUCUCAUUAUUCAUUUAGAUAAUCUCCUCAAAAAUCUCCAAGUACGUUUUGAACAUGUUGCUGGACACGCAGGAAUAUUAGGAAACGAAAGAGCGGAUCAGCUUGCUCGAGAUGGUGCUGCUCGUAACGGCCAGUUUUGUUCAUGA
Thelazia callipaeda (thelaziosis nematode) is the source of this 1398-nucleotide messenger RNA. The record is from the annotation of a GenBank genome assembly. Lineage: Eukaryota; Metazoa; Nematoda; Chromadorea; Rhabditida; Thelaziidae.